This is a messenger RNA of Neocloeon triangulifer, 1142 nucleotides long. RefSeq names its product protein unc-50 homolog (gene Unc50). The coding region runs from base 150 to 923 and encodes 257 amino acids. Lineage: Eukaryota; Metazoa; Arthropoda; Insecta; Ephemeroptera; Baetidae. The record is from RefSeq and is a predicted model, not a curated record. Gene Ontology annotation, cellular component: Golgi membrane. The transcript is spliced from 7 exons.
GCGAUUUCUGUGGCGAGUUGAAAGUUGUGGGAACUACGUCUGCAAUAAUAAUAGAUCGUGAUUAAUUUGUCUUGUGUUUACAUGUCGGUCUAGAGUUUAAGACAAAUUUCAAAGUCAAUAAGAAGAGUCUAGAGAAUAAUUUAAAAAUCAUGCAUUAUUCUAGGAGUGAUUCUUUAGAUUCUCUGCCUUUGCCAUUGUUUUGCAGAAUGUAUUGUUCGGAUGCAGCAGCUAAAAGGUAUAAAUACCUGAGAAGAAUUUUGCGUUUUGAGCAGAUGGACUUUGAAUUCGCAUUCUGGCAAAUGGUGUAUUUAUUCGUCUCACCCCAAAAGGUCUACAGAAACUUCCACUACAGAAAACAAACCAAAGCUCAGUUUGCAAGAGAUGACCCUGCGUUUCUGGUUCUUCUAGCAAUGUGGUUGUUUGUUUCCUCGAUCGGCUUUGCUUUAGUUUUAAAACUGAGCUUUUACGGAUUUCUCAAAUUCUUCCUCUAUGUUGUCCUCGUCGAUUGCAUCGGUAUUGGUAUUCUUGUGGCGACUGCCUUAUGGUUCGUCACAAACCGAUUGAUGGUAAAGCCUGCUUGUCGAGACCAAGAUGUUGAGUGGGGAUAUGCAUUUGAUGUUCAUCUUAAUGCUUUCUUCCCUGUGCUCUUCAUUUUGCAUGUUGUCCUAGUGCUCCUUUAUCAUGUUUUCAUUGCCCAGCCAUGGUUUAUUUCUCUUCUCUUUGGCAACACCCUGUACUUGAUGGCAGUUGGAUAUUACAUUUACAUCACCUUCCUUGGCUACAGCUGCCUUCCAAUUCUGCAGAACACCCAAGUCCUACUGUACCCCUUAACUGGGUUGAUUUUCUUCUACGUUUGCUCUUUGGCGCUGACAACCAACAUCAGCACAAUAGUUAUGGAUUUCUACUAUUACCGUGUUGCAUAAAAAAAUCAAAUGUGGAUGUGGACUGAUGAGAAAAACAAAAUAGUGCUGUGAGCAUUUCACGCUCCUUCCUGGCAAAGACUUUUAAGUGGUAAAUGAGUAAAAUGGAGUUGCUUUGACUUAUUAACAAGUGCACCGAGUUUUGUACCAUAUUUAAUUUUCAUAAAUUCAGUCUUAUUGUUGCAUAAUAAAUUAAUUUAAAUAUCUUAUAAUACUGUUCUU